Molecule: messenger RNA, 2111 nt
Organism: Pyrus x bretschneideri (Chinese white pear)
Lineage: Eukaryota; Viridiplantae; Streptophyta; Magnoliopsida; Rosales; Rosaceae
Product: syntaxin-124-like
Exons: 1
Coding region: 786-1697 (303 amino acids)
Biological process (GO): vesicle fusion; intracellular protein transport; exocytosis
Cellular component (GO): endomembrane system; SNARE complex; plasma membrane
Molecular function (GO): SNARE binding; SNAP receptor activity
Source: RefSeq, a predicted model, not a curated record
UUUUUUUUAUUUUAUCCGAUUCCUAGUUUGGAUCUCCUUUUUGUAGAUUAUAGAUUGUACUAGUUUAAAAUAUCGCUUUGUGAGUUUGUUUUUGUACGUUACAACUGAUGGGGGUAACUUUAGUCUUUUUUUAUCGGAUUAGAUUUCCGUAAUUAGGUUGUUAUCUUUGUGAGCUUGUUAGGGUUUACUUGUAUUAGAUGUGUUCCGUUUGCAAAUACAAAUGGUUAAUUACAUCUACUUGUUGCUAAUCCAUUUAUAAUUAGGGCAGGUUAAUUAUCCACAAUUGUCUUAAACCAAACUAGUGGUAGGGAGGAGAGAAACGUACGACCAAGUCAACCAUCAGAUUAAGAGAAUAGGAUAAUGACACGUGUCAACUCAGGAGCUACUGUACGGCCAUCGUUAAAACGGUAUUAUAGGUUAAUUUGGCUGGUCCUAAUUAUGCAAUUAAUCCAAAACCUCUAAUGCUAAUCCCACACCCCUCCUCACCAAAAAUAAGGAAACUUCUUCUUUCGUCCAUAUCUUGGUGACAGCUUCUGCUUUUGUCACCUCCUCCUCCUUACGCACAAUGUGGAUGCAGAGGAGGUUGCACAAGCCCGAAACCCCCAUCCAAAAGCACUUUUAAGAAAAGCACACUUCGAUUUAAUUUAGCUUACCUGUUAUACGCAUUUGGUUUCAACUUUAAGUGCUUUUCUGUAUUUUCACCAACAUUAGAGAGAGAAAGAAAUCCCCAUAGAAAAGCAGUUUUUAAGAAAAGCACCUUUGAUUAUACAUAAGAUCGAGGCAAGAUGAACGACUUAUUUUCGAGCUCGUUUAAGAAGUACACGGACCUGAACCAGCAGGCCUACCUCGACGACAUGGAGGCCGGCAAGGAAAGUGUUAACCUCGACAAGUUCUUCGAAGACGUGGAGAAAGUGAAGGAGGACAUGAGGCAGGUCGAGAGGCUGUACAAGCAGCUGCAGGACGCCAAUGAGGAGAGCAAGACCGUGCACAAUGCGAAAACUAUGAAGGAGCUCCGGACUCGAAUGGACUUGGACGUCGAGCAGGUCCUCAAAAGGGUCAAAAUCAUCAAGGGAAAGCUCGAAGGUUUAGAGCGUUCGAACGCAGCGCACAGGAACCUUCCCGGGUGCGGCCCUGGAUCCUCUGCUGAUCGAACGAGGACCUCGGUGGUUAGUGGCUUGGGGAAGAAGUUAAAGGACAUGAUGGAUGACUUUCAAGGGUUGAGAGCCAGGAUGACAGCCGAGUACAAGGAAACAAUAGAACGCAGGUAUUUCACAAUCACCGGAGAGAAAGCGAGCGAGGAUACCAUCGAAACUUUGAUUUCAAGCGGAGAGAGUGAGAGUUUUCUGCAGAAGGCAAUUCAGGAGCAGGGGAGAGGUCAGAUUAUGGACACCAUAUCCGAAAUGCAAGAGAGACACGAUGCUGUGAAGGAGAUCGAGAAGAAUUUGAUCGAGCUGCAUCAGGUAUUCUUGGACAUGGCGGCCCUGGUCGAAGCUCAGGGCCAUCAGCUCAACGACAUUGAGAGCCACGUCAUGCACGCGAGUUCUUUUGUGAGACGCGGCACUGAAAACCUUCAGGUAGCCAAAGAACAGCAGAAGAAAUCAAGGAAGUGGACAUGCAUUGCAAUAAUUCUUGGAAUAGUCCUCAUCAUUCUCAUCCUAAUUCCAAUUAUAUUACAAGUUUUGCCUCAUAUGAAAUAGAAAGAGGGAGAUGGGGGAGACUUUGUUCAUAGUUAGAUCUUACGGCGAGUUCAGAAGGAAAGAAAAAAGACUGGCGAUUUUGGCGCUCCUCUUUUGGUCUUCUGCACAUUCAUUUUGCAGUGCAUACGGCUAAAAGUAGAGCGCCACAAUCCCUACGCAAGAAAAUAGAACCGUUUGUUCUCGAGGGGUGCGGUUUCAUGUCUCUCACGCACACAAUUGUGACACAAAAGUAGCAAAACUUAGAAAUGGAAGUUCAGGUUCAUUCACAUUUGGGCAUCCUCUAAGCUUUUAAAUCUCUCGGGGCAACGGGACCGAAAUGGCAGAUGGUAAAUGCAUGGAAUUCUCAUGAAGUAACGAAUUAGACAUUUAUUUGUAACCAAUUUUAUUCUCAUUUUAUGAAUGACAUUGCAUUUU